Rubroshorea leprosula is the source of this 2225-nucleotide messenger RNA. Lineage: Eukaryota; Viridiplantae; Streptophyta; Magnoliopsida; Malvales; Dipterocarpaceae. The record is from the annotation of a GenBank genome assembly.
GGAAAAAAUAAAAACCCAUAAAAAUCAUAAGAAAAGCAUCAGCUAAUAAAAGCUGAAAAGAAGAAAACAAGAUCCACCUCGAACCUCUCUCCACCCCUCCUCGUCGCCGCCGUCGUCGUCAACCUCCGUAGUCCUCUCUCUCUCUCUCUCUCUCCCCCUUUUCUUUUUUUUCCUUUCCAUCCAAAACCCAAAUCAAUUCUGCAGAGAGGGGGGGAAAGGUGCUUCCUUUCUGCACGAAUUUCUUCUUUCUUCAUCAGUUUUGGUUCUACCUCCGGAGGCUUACUGAUUGCUCUAUUUAUUGCGCUUAUCCACAAAUCUUGAACUUGGGUUGAAUUUUUGCCUAAAUUGGAGAGAUACUCAAUUGGGUUUGUUCUGAAUUUGGGAAAUAAUGAGGGAAGAUGAGUCUAAUUGGUUCUCGAAGUGGGAGGAAGAGCUUCCACCGCCGGAGGAGCUUAUGCCCUUGUCCCAAACCCUAAUCACUCCUGAUCUUGCUCUUGCUUUUGACAUCCGGAACCCCAGUAACAAUUCUGCCUCCCACCCUCAUCAUCAGCAGCAAACCCCACCUCCACCGCCGCCCCCAACUGCACAGCCUCCGUCUUCCAAUCCCUUGGCUCAUUCCCAGCCCAGCUCUGCGGAAUUCGCUGCGGAUUCAGGUGAGUUGGGCUCCGGAGCUGCUGGGGAUGAGCCUGCUCGCACCCUUAAGCGGCCUCGGCUGGUGUGGACUCCGCAACUGCACAAGAGGUUUGUGGAUGCUGUGGCGCAUUUGGGGAUCAAGAACGCGGUGCCUAAGACUAUAAUGCAGUUGAUGAGUGUGGAAGGUUUGACCAGAGAAAACGUGGCUAGUCAUUUGCAGAAAUAUCGCCUCUAUUUGAAAAGAAUGCAGGGGUUAUCCAGUGGUGGAGGUGGUGCAGGCAACGGUGGUGGCGGUGGAUUGGCUGUCAGCAGUGACCCAGCCACAGAUCAUUUGUUUGCUAGCUCGCCAGUUCCACCGCAUUUUCUGCAUCCGGUUAGGCCAAAUUCGGACCAUUUUUUACCGUUUGUGCCAAUGGCAGCAUUGCAGCAGCAUCACCAACAGCAGCAGAUGGCAGCGGCAGCUGCUGCAGUUGCGCAUCCUCAUAUGCAGCCUCAAUAUCACAGGCAAAUGGGGCCUUUCGGAUCACCGCCAAAUGGGCAGUUUGAGCAUCCGUUUCUGUCUAGACAGACGCAGCAGCCAGUGCACAGGAUGGGGGCACCAGGGCACAAUCAGGUUCCAAGUUAUGUGGAGGAUUUGGAAUCUGCCAAUGGGAAUGGAGCGAGGAGGGUUCUAACUCUUUUUCCGACUGGGGAUGACUGAAUCUGGGUAAUAAUUAGCCCCAUUGAUUAUUGAACUUAAUUUCUUAUUUCAAGCUAUGUUUUGAUUAGGCAUCUGGGUCUUUGUGAAUUGUUGUUUUCUAGUGCUUUUGUUAGAGUUUCAUGGAGUGUCUUGUUUACCCUUCGUAGAUUUUGUUAGCCGUCUUUGCGUUUCAUCUUGGGAUCCAAGAGUACCUGACAGUAGAAUUGAUUGGAACCAUAACGUCUCGGGUCUUUGACUACCCUGAAGUUGGGGUUGGUAGCACUGUCAAUUCUGGUGUCAUUCUUCAGUUAUGCAGACUUCUACACAUGUAAUUAGGUUUCCAGUAGUCGUCUGUUUGUUCGCUGUCAGUUUUGGCAAUAGAUAUUGAUCAUAAUUUCACUCCAGAGUGAAAAUAAGCUUCCUAAGCAUCUCAGGAGCAGCAAGUACUUGGGUCUGAUGUUGGGUCAUUCUGCAAUGGUUAGAGGUUGCAUUACCCCAUUGUAUUUUGGGGAUCGGCUCAUUUUACUUAAAAGUGGAAUCUUCUUGCCAGGGAGGUCAUCUUUAUCAAAUUGGUUGGCUUGGGCACCAAGUUGAUUAAAUAUUGAGCAUGCAGGUGGGGACAAAUAAGGCUCACAAGUUGCAGUUGCUAUUUGUGUUCUCUAGAAUUCUCUCUUUUGGGUCUUUAGUUCGCACAUUUGGCAUUAAGGUUGCAGAAGCAUGUAAUCUGUCCUGUGUUAAGCCGUUCUGCUUCUUAUUUGAGUGCUAUGAGGUUAGUUGUACUUGUUGUACAUUGUGCGACUUGAUAGUCGACUUUUGACCCUGAUACAGGGUGAUCUUUUGAAAAACUCUGAUGUUACUUGGUAGAAUUGUAGUUUUAUUCUAAUGAAGCUUGAACACUAGCUGAAUUUUCUGA